AUGCGAGCCCUCUUUAGUAUAACAACCCUUCUCGCAAUAUGCACUACAGCCUCCACCACCACCCUCCCAAACCCCUCUAAACAACACCCCCAACCCCCCUUCAACUGGCUCACCACCAAACCCACCGGCGUAAACCUAGGCGGAUGGCUCGUCCAAGAAGCCUCCCUCGACACCGAAUUCUGGGAAACACACACCCCCAACGCCCCAGACGAGUGGACACUCUGCCAAACCCUAGGACCGGCUCAAUGCUCCUCAGUCCUCGAACACCGCUACGCCACCUUCAUCACAACAUCUACAAUCGACACCCUCGCCGCCGCGGGGAUAUCCCUCCUACGCAUCCCCACAACCUAUGCAGCCUGGAUAAACCUCCCCGGCUCGGCCCUCUACUCAGGAAACCAGACGCAACACCUCCGCCGGAUAACGGAGUACGCGAUCGACACGUACAACAUGCACAUUAUCAUCGAUGUCCACAGUCUUCCCGGCGGGCUGAACGGGCUUGAUAUCGGCGAGGCGUUGGGGCAUUGGGGGUGGUUCUAUAACGACACGGCGUGGGGCCAUUCAAUGGAUGUUGUUGACAAAGUGGUCGAGUUUAUUGGUGCUUCGGGUCGGCCGAGGGCGUUUACGUUUGAGGUUAUGAAUGAGCCGACGGAUCGGAAUAAGGAGGGGGAUUUGGGGAUGGCUGCUUUUGGGACUCCCGCGGCGGUGUCGGAUUCUGCGGCGGCGUAUAUUUUGAGGUUUUGGAGGGCGGUUCUGGAGAGGGUGAGGACGAGGGAGGGUCAGGGUCGGGAUGAAGGUUUGAGGGUUGGUGAUAUUCCUGUGAUGUUUCAGAGCUUCAAGCUUCCGGAUUACUGGAAAGGGAACUUCUCUGCGGAUGAGAAUGUUGUCUUUGACAUGCACAAUUAUUACUUCGAGGGCAGGAAUACGACUGCCGAGAAUCUGCCCGGCUAUAUGCUCUCCGAUGCGGAAAAUAAGUCUGGCGAUGGGUCGAUCCCGGUUUUUGUGGGUGAGUGGUCGAUCCAGGCGGCAUAUAAUAAUAGUUUUGCGCUGCGAGAGAGGAACGUGAAGGCUGGGUUGGAAAUCUGGGAACAGUAUACACAGGGCAGUGCCUACUGGUCUGCGAGAUUUGAGGGGAAUGACGCAGCGGAUGGAGAAGGGACCAAGAAGGACUAUUGGAGCUUCGAGAGGUUUAUUGACCUAGGGUUCUUUGAGUGA
This is a messenger RNA of Aspergillus puulaauensis, 1212 nucleotides long. RefSeq lists its product as uncharacterized. Gene Ontology annotation, cellular component: cell surface; extracellular region. Gene Ontology annotation, molecular function: glucan exo-1,3-beta-glucosidase activity. Lineage: Eukaryota; Fungi; Ascomycota; Eurotiomycetes; Eurotiales; Aspergillaceae. Gene Ontology annotation, biological process: glucan catabolic process. Bases 1 to 1212 code for a protein of 403 amino acids. The transcript has a single exon. The record is from RefSeq and is a predicted model, not a curated record.